UUUUCUUUUUAUUUAGAAGAAAAGGUUUCGGUGGAUCUGUAACGAUAUAAAACUGAUAUCCAAUUUCGAAGGAGUGCGUUCCAAAGGAGAUUUUAUUAAAAAAAAUUAUCGGACUAUUUAAUAGAAAACGCAUCCUUUGAAAUCAUUCUUUCAAUUCAUGAAUGUGAAUACAUAACGUUUUCCGGGUUUUAUCUAUUCUUUUCCGCCUGAGCCCUAUCUUUUUUCGUGCUAACUGCUUUAAACACUAAACGAGCAUGACCUUGGGCCGUGUACCUAGAUUUUUGCACGUGACGCUAUUUACAAUUCUUGCUACAUUUAUUUCGAGGAAAACUACGGACGAAAACAAGUUUUUAUGUUUUUGUUUUAAAUGUAGUCUGCAUAUUACGUCCCCGACUCUUAUACAAGAACGAUUUUCCGUCUUUUUUUUUUUAAGAGCAAAUAAAUCUAAAAAGUUCCAUGGAUUUUUUUAAAUUUUAUCUGUAUUGUAAGCAAAUGCUUCAGUCGGGUUUAAUUGUGCGCCAUUAUUGCACACUUAAAUCCGAAGCAAUAAUAAAUUGAUACAAUAAAACAAAACUCAGUACGAUCGUUCUCAGAAAGUCUGCCUUCCAUUUAUAUUACGAUCAAUACAUGUGUAAUAAAACUAAUAAUAUAACAGCAGUAAAAUCCAGUUUACAUUUAAUAUAAAAAGGGUUAACCGUAGUAAUACCUAUAAUUUUUUUUUUAUUGCUUCGUUGGGUGGACGAGCUCACAGCCCACCUGGUGUUAAGUGGUUACUGGAGCCCAUAGACAUCCACAACGUAAAUGCGCCACCCACCUUGAGAUAUAAGUUCUAAAAUCUUAGUAAUUUACGCAUUACUGCUUCACGGCAGAAAUAAGCGGGGCGGUGGUACCUACCCGUGCGGACUCACAAGAGGUCCUACCACCAGUAAUUACGCAAAUUAUAAUUUUGCGGGUUUCAUUUUUAUUACACGAUGUUAUUCCUUCACCGUGGAAGUCAAUCGUGAACAUUUGUUGAGUACGUAUUUCAUUAGAAAAAUUGGUACCCGUCUGAGAUUCAAACACCGGUGCAUCGCUCAACACGAAUGCACCGGACGUCUUAUCCUUUAGGCCACGACGACUUCAAAAUGUAAAUUAUAUAUGUAAAUUACCAUAAUAUAUUCACAGUUUCUGUAUUCGCGGAAUAUUUACGGAACAUUACCUACUCCGCGAAUAAAGAGUUAAAAAUAAAAUCGGUGUGGUUUUCACUGGGCGAAACAAAUUGAUUCGUGUCAUAACAUAACUUAGGUUUCAAUAAAACCGCGCGCUCCUUUUAUAGUAUUAGAUAUUAGAAGAUACAUAGCAUAUAAUAUUAUUAAGAUAGCUAAAUAGCUUAGGUUUUCGGUUACCAUGUCUUAACCAAAAAAAACAAGGAACCAAUCUUAGGGGUAUUCGCUUUGGAAAUAUGAGCCCUGCGGAAAAAAAGUAGGUAAGAGUAUUUUUAUUUAUUUAUUUUCCUUACCAUAGUACCAUUUUGUGAAUUUCAAAUUAUUUUAGUUUUCCGUAUUCACUAUCUACUCAUUAGUUGUGUUAUUGGUGAAAACUUGUUUGAUUUUUGUUUACCUAUCUUAAAUACACUAUUUUGAUAUGUUAUAUAAAUAUACUCUUCGUUUCCUAAAUAAACAAAUGAAUAAAAAUAUUAAAUGUACAACGAAUCAGACAGAUUUAGCUUGAAGUGUCUACAGCAGGUAUAAGAAAACGGAAAAAUCAAAUUACACAUAAUAUUUCCGUUGCAAAAUAAUUUAGGCGUCUGCUGUAUUAUCUUGGAUACGACACGUGCAAGGAAUAACAUUGCGAAUCACAUUUAGCUAAAGCUGAGUUACAAUAUUGUUCCUUGCAUUUGACGAUUAAAAAAAAAAAGAUGAGUAGGUAGGUACGUGUCGUUAAAAUGACUGGCAAGCGUUAAACAAAGCAAGGUGAUCACCCUAUCGUAUUUUUUGUAGAUGACUCAUUCUAAGGGCGUUAACUUCUACGUCGUAGACAAAAUACGCACUAACCCGAGUUCGUAGACCUUUCAACUUUCAAACAUAAAAAAAAAAUCGAAUCUACAGUCCCAAAAACAAACAAAAAAACAUUUCAUUUCAAACAUCAAAUUACGUGUUUAGAAUUGUUAUUUAUUAACCACAAUCUUAAUAAAUUUAAUUAAUAAACAACUCGGAAAUUAACGUCACACGUUAAUAACAUACAUAACCAAUACAUUAAUGGUGUCAAAACAUCAAACGUAAAAGUCGAUCGAAACAAAGAAUUUGGUAACGCGCAAAUUUCUAAAACUGAAUAUUCAGUGCGAAAAUGUAACAAACAAUGUUACGGAACGCGAACGUACGUACGAAAAAAAAAUAUUACCCAAUUUAAGUAAACCAAGAAAAAUAUCUAAGAAAUUACGCCAUUACAAAAUUACUAAACAGUACCGAAAACCUGUGUCAAUCGAUUCCUUGGUUCAUAGGAAAUCUGAAAAAAAAAAAACCUUUAGCUUUACCGUACACAUGACUCAAUCGCGAAUUAGCUAAAAAAAAUCGGACACUACAUUGAGUCAAUAACGCCGCCAACUAAAGUGAUUACACACAACAGGGCAAGUUACGUAAAUACACACACUAAUACAUAAACGCACACGAGCACAGUUAAACGCACACAUAGCAAGACUGUGAAUGUGUGAGUGCUGCAGGCCGGGUCUCCGAGGACCCCACUACAAAAUUUAGUCGCACUCCAGACAGCGCAAAGUGUAGACGUGUCCAAGCAAUUGGAACAACGCAACGCCAUUCGCAUUGGAUAUUUCGUCAUAACAACAUUGUGACAGUGAAUUUACAUUUAUAUUUUUUCUGGACGUGAAAAGUGGGAGUGAAAUUUGACAUUUUUAAAUUUUGAAACUGUGAUCUUGACCGUUGAGCGGUUGUGAUUUUUGUUUUUUUUUUUGUGGAUUUUUGACAAUUCGACCGCCAUUUGGAUAAUUCCAGCAAAGGAGUUCUCAAACACCGCAAAUAUUUUUAACCACAGUGAGGAUUCGUGCGGACCAGUCACAGUCCGCCGAAACAUGGUUGCCGAGUUCAUCCUGAGCCAGCAACAGCUGCUGAGCGCAGGGGCCGGUGCAGCCCUAGGGCCCGCCCCAGUGCAGACCCGCGCUCCUCCACCACCGCGCGCUCGUCUCUCCGUCUCGCCGCAUUUCCCGAUGGACCAAGCCCCGCCUUCCAACGGCAGCAGCGGCGACAGCCACGACUACGGAGCCUUCGACUUCAAACGCAAAGACUUCUUCGGGCAACGCAAACAACGCGAGUUCAUACCGGACAGCAAAAAGGACGACGGCUACUGGGACCGCAGGAGGCGCAACAACGAGGCAGCCAAGCGGUCUCGCGAAAAACGCCGCUUCAACGACAUGGUCCUGGAACAGCGCGUCGUCGAACUCUCGAAGGAAAACCACGUCCUCAAAGCACAAUUAGACGCCAUAAAAGAAAAAUACGGAAUAUGUGGAGAAAGCUUGAUAAGCAUAGACCAAGUCUUAGCCACCUUGCCAACGUGUGAUCAAGUUCUAUGUGUGACAAAGAGGAGUAAACUUUCAGGCACAGCCUUGUUUCCGGCCGCUCCUCCUCCGCCCCCGCCGGCUCCACCAGCUUCUCCCCCGUCUCCCCCACCACAACGCGCCCCAGAGCCAUACCAAGAAAGGAUUCCCGUACCCGAAGCAUACUACCCCCACCCUGCCCACUACGAACCACCCGGUUCAGUUCUCAACUUGUCCAGAUCUCGACGUGCCCCGUCUCCUUAUGAGCUAUCUUCCUUAUCUGGAUCCGGAGACGAGACCGCCGAGCAGUACGCCCCAGAAAACAACUGCCUUCCUUUGAAACUGCGCCACAAAUCUCACCUCGGCGACAAGGACGUCGCUAGCGCUCUGCUAUCCCUCCAGCACAUAAAGCAGGAGCCGGGGCCCAGGUCGUCCCCCUCCUGGGACGGCGAGGGUUCUAGCGACGAGCGCGACUCCGGGAUCUCACUAGGAGCAGAAUACAGACCGCAACCGGAAAGGCAUCCGGAGGAGGAGGACGCGCAUUUGAAGGCUGAGCUGGCACGGCUGGCCACAGAGGUGGCGACGCUCAAGAACAUGAUGCACCAGAACAAAACCCGCGCGCACGAGCACUGAGCGCGCCGGCCGCCGCCCUCACCCGCCUCGCCGCCCUCGCCGCUCUUCGGCUGACCAAGUUACCACGUUGUAAAGAGAUGUUAUAUUGUAUGAUAUCGUGCAGCUGUAAUCGGCUAAGCCGUCUCGCCUAUCGUAACCCUUCCUAGUAGUUGUAUGUCAUACUCGUAGAAUAAGGACGCGCGUACCUCCAAUGACGCCCGAUCCUCACACUACACACUUUUCGAGCAGAUAAAACGUAUCUACUCAGUGAUAGAAUUAAAAAUGCAUUUUUUAGUGAUGAGAUAUGUAUAUGUAAUAUAAGUUAUAGAAGUAGAUCUGUUUCAUCUAUUCGAAGAUUCGAUAGUGAAAAACGAUGGCUAAAGACUAUUUCUCUUCUAAGUUAUAGCUUGUAAGAUCUAAUUAAGUCCCACUUAGUUUGUUAUUUAUGGAUAUAAAUAUGUAUAUAUCUCGAACCGAGAAAUCCGUUAAGUUCCAAACCAAAAAAAAAAGAUCCUCUGAGUCGAUGGAAUCGCGAUGUAUUUAAGAUGUAAACCCAUUAUCACGUCAACAGAUUGUAUUUAAUAUUCAGUAUAAGUAUACCAGUGCCUUUGUCAAUACAUACAUACCUUUAUACUAAUAGCUACCUAAAGGAAAUAUUUUUGUACAUUUAUAAUAAGAAAGAUGCGAUUUCAUUCAUUAUUUAUCAUUGUCAAGUCAAUCCUUAACACGUGUCGCCGAAUCAGACGAACUCGAUACGAAAAAUGGUUUUAGAUUUUGUAAAUAGUUAAACGUGUGUUGGCUAUCGAGUUAGGAUGUGACUGCGAAACAUGAUAGGGUAUAUACAAAAACAUUAAAUGUCGAAUCCUAAGAAGGCUAGUUGAGUAUUUCAGUAUAUGUUCCGUAGUAUUGCCCUAUAGGGCAUGUGAUAGGACUGAAGGGAAGUAUGUAACUAAGUAUUUAAUUUAUUGUUCGGACCGUGAAGGAGGAUUUUACAAUUUAUUAUCUUUGUAUAAGAAAAACUACGAUAUGAAUAAAUUGUGUACAUUAAAAAACUUA
Bombyx mori (domestic silkworm) is the source of this 5194-nucleotide messenger RNA. RefSeq names its product nuclear factor interleukin-3-regulated protein (gene vri). The transcript is spliced from 2 exons. Gene Ontology annotation, molecular function: DNA-binding transcription factor activity; DNA binding. Gene Ontology annotation, cellular component: nucleus. Gene Ontology annotation, biological process: regulation of DNA-templated transcription; circadian rhythm. Lineage: Eukaryota; Metazoa; Arthropoda; Insecta; Lepidoptera; Bombycidae. Bases 3065 to 4159 code for a protein of 364 amino acids. The record is from RefSeq and is a predicted model, not a curated record.